Messenger RNA from Pseudopodoces humilis (Tibetan ground-tit), 3822 nucleotides. RefSeq lists its product as uncharacterized. Gene Ontology annotation, cellular component: extracellular matrix. The record is from RefSeq and is a predicted model, not a curated record. Gene Ontology annotation, molecular function: protein binding. Lineage: Eukaryota; Metazoa; Chordata; Aves; Passeriformes; Paridae.
AGAGGCAGUCAGGGAAGUUCCAGCUGCCCUGUGCUUAGCAAGCCACUGCAGUGGCUCUCAGGAAGCCCAAAGGGGCCACAUGCGCUGACUCUCCUUAGCCGCUUCCUCCCGAAUAUCCGUUCCUGGUAGCUGCUGGACUGGGACUGCCUGGAGAAGCACGGAGCUGUGCUCGCUCGGCGCUCGUGGCUGCAGGACACUCGGGCCCAAUGGAUCAGGGAGGCUGGCAGCGGUGGCUGCUGCUGCUGGUGGGCAUCCAGCUGGCCAGCAGCCAGUGCCCAGAGCAGUGCCAGUGUGUGCGUAGUGCCCAGGUGGAGUGCUUUGGUGCUGGCAUCACCACGGUCCCCAGCCCCAUCCCUGCCAACGCCAUGACCCUGCAAAUCAUCAACACGCGCAUCGCCGAGCUGGGCGACGCCGCCUUCGGCAACGCCUCCCUGCUGAUCGGGCUGCGCGUCGAGAAGAACAUCCUGUCGCGCAUCAGCCCCGGAGCCUUCCAGAACCUGCCCGACCUGCGCUACCUCAGCCUGGCCAGCAACAAGCUGCAGGAGCUCCCUGUGCAGGUCUUUGAGCCUCUGGACAAGCUGGAGUCUCUGCUCCUUUCCAGCAACCAGAUCCUCCAGGUCGAGCCUUCCCACUUCGCCCAUCUGAGCAACCUCAAAGAGCUGCAGCUGCACGGGAACAACCUGAAGGAGCUGCAGGAGGGGGUGUUUGACCAGCUGACCAGCCUCACCAAGCUCAACCUGGCCAGGAACAACAUCGACCGCCUGCCGCCCCGGGCCUUCGAGCGGCUGGCGCGGCUGCAGGUGCUGCGGCUCUACGAGAACCGGCUCAGGCACAUCCCGGUGGGCACCUUUGAUGGGCUGCUGGAGCUGCAGGAGCUGGGGCUGCACCAGAACCAGCUGGAGACGCUGUCCCCGGAGCUCUUUGUGCACAACACCAACCUGCAGAAGCUCUACCUGUCCAACAACCUCCUCACCGCUCUGCCGAGCGGUGUCUUCUUGCCCCUGCACGCUCUCGCCAAGAUCACCCUGCAUGUCAACCGCCUGCGGGACAUCUCUCCCAGUGCCUUUGGGCCCAUGCCCAACCUGCAGGAGCUCUGGCUUUACGAGAAUGAGCUUUCCACCCUCCCCACCGCCGUCUUCAGCAACCUCACCCAGCUGCAGCUCCUGGUUCUCAGCAAGAACCGGCUGCGGUCGGUGGCACCGGGGGCUUUCCAGGGCUUGGGGGAGCUGCUGGAGCUGUCGCUGCACUCCAAUGCCCUGCGCCGUCUGGAUGCCCGGGCACUGGAGGGGCUGCCCAAGCUGCAGAACAUCUCUCUGCACCACAACCAGCUGCAGGCACUGCCACGGGGCCUCUUUGGGGCUACCCCUGGGCUGCGGCACCUGCAGCUGCACUCUAAUGCCCUGGAGUACCUGCCUGCCGGCAUCUUCUCCCCGCUGACUGCCCUGCGAGAGGUGAGGCUGCACAACAACUCCUGGCGCUGUGACAAGGGCAUCCUGCCCCUGCAGGGCUGGCUGGAGGAGAACCCUCACAAGGUGGGUGAGAUACCCCCGCUGUGUGCCCAGCCUCUCGCCCUGCAGGGCAUCCCCAUCGCUGGACUACCACAGGACCAUUUCCUCGACCCCCAGCCCCCUACUGCUGCUCCCCAUCCCAGCACCCUGCUCCCUGCUGACACCUCUGGGGAAGCAUCACCAGAAGAUGCCUCGAUGGAGCCCCCCACGGGGCUGCCAGCCUCCCCACAGGAGGAGGAGGAGGAGGAGAGGAAGGAGGAGGAAGAGAGGGGGCAGUGGGGGCUGACACGCCUGCAGAGUGGGGUGGUGGUGGCAGUCAUCGUGCUGGUGUGUGUGGCCCUGCUGGCUGCUCUGGUGGCACUGGUGGUCUACGGCUGCAGGAAGAAGAGCCAUGUUGUGCUCAUGAGGAUGAAGGCUCCGAAUGAACUGACUUCCCAUCUGCCCCAGAAAACACUGUCCCAUCUCAGCAAGCAGCAUCCCUGCAAAUCUGCCACAGGUUCAGCGACCAUGCCCGUGAUGCCACACUUGUGCAGGCUGGUGAUCUGUGUGUUGCUGGACCUGGGGUCCCUGCUGGUGGGGGCACUGUCCCCAUCCUGCCCCCCUACCUGCCAGUGCUACGACACCUCCAAAGUCUUCUGCUCAAACGAAAGAAUGCGGGAGAUCCCGGAGGGCCUGCCAGGAAGUGCCACCCACCUCUUCUUCGUGGAGACAGCCCUGAGCAGCGUCCACAGCAGGGACUUGGGCUCCAGCACCAUCCUCACCAAGCUGGUCUUCAUCAAUAACAACAUCCAGGAGCUGGAGGCUGGUGCCUUUCAGGGGCUGCCCAGCCUUACUGAGCUGGAGGUGUCAGGCAGCCCCUUGCCAGCCGUCAGCCCUGGGGUGCUGGCAGGGCUGAGCAGCCUCCUGAAGCUCUCCCUCAAUGCCAACGCCAUCCGCACCCUGCAGCCGGGGCUCUUCACUGCCUCUUGCCGCCUGCAGGACCUGAGCUUGUCAGGGAACAGGAUUGAGGCACUGCCCCCUGGCAUCUUCCGCCCACUCCGGCGGCUCCAGGCCCUGGACCUCUCACAGAAUUUUCUGGCUGAGCUGCCGGAUGGGCUGCUGGCCCCGCUUACCGCCCUCCGUGUCCUCAAGCUCAGUGACAACCUGCUGGCACAGGUGCCUCCUGGUGCUUUCAGGGCACUUGGCCAGCUGACUGAGCUCCACCUGGAUGGCAACCAGCUGGAGGAGCUGCCCUCCGGCAUCUUCUCCGGGCUGGGGGGGCUGCGGCGGCUGCAGCUGCAGCACAAUGCCCUGGGCAACCUGGCCCCUGACAUCUUCACAGGUCUCCUCAACCUCACUGUCCUCAGCCUGGAGGGUAACAACCUGGCCACCGUGCCUGCCAUCCUGCUCACUGGCACCCCUGGCCUCCUCCACCUCUCGCUGGCUCGUAACCAGCUGGAGACACUGCCCCAGGAGCUCUUUGCUAACCUGUCGGUGCUGGAGACCCUGGUGCUCUCACACAAUGCCAUGGAUCACUUGCCCACGGGGGUUUUCCAGGGGCUGGCAGGGCUGACAGAGCUACAGCUGAGCCACAACAAUCUCUCCAGCCUGCCGGCGAGGCUGCUGGCUGGGCUGCCCCUCCUCACUGCCCUGGUGCUGGACCACAACCGCCUGGCCCGCCUGCCCCCGGGGUUCUUCGAUGCCAACGAUGAACUGGUGCGUGUGGGGCUGUCCGACAACCCCUGGGUCUGUGACUGCCACCUCUCCUACCUCCUGCACUGGCUCCAGAGCUUUGCUGAGCCCCUCAUCCACGGCCAAGCCUUCUGCUCCAAUCCAAGUGCUCUCCGGGGCCAGUCCCUGCUGGAGGUCUCCCGCGGGCAGCUGGAGUGCCCAGGAGCACACGGUGUCCCCCCGGAGGAAGGCUGGGACACAGAUGCUGCGGGGCAGUGCACUUACACCAACCCCGAGGGCACUGUAAGCGUGGCCUGCAAUGCCACAGCCUGCCAGCGGCUCAGCCUUCGCCUCCCUCCUCCUGGGCAGGAGCAGGGCUUGGGGCCGGGAUACCGGCGUGCCUGGGUGCUGCGCUCCCGCUGUGGCACGCUGCAGGUCAGUGUCCUUGUCACAGCACAGAGCAGGAACGAGGCCACACCACCAGGUCUCCCCUCGGUGCCCUAGAGCUUGGGCAGGCGUUUGCUUCUACUCCGGCAGCCUCUGAACCAGCCUGGGAAGCAAAACAGCUCUCUGUCUUGCUCUGCUACCGCUGCCAUGGUCACCGGCUGUCACCGAGCUCCCUGCAACAGCUGGCCUGGUGGUAUUUAUCCUCUCAGCUAUGUGU